AGUCGCACUGGAAUAGAACCAUGGGGCAUCCCCCGCUGGAGUUCAGCGACUGCUAUCUGGACAGCCCGGAUUUUCGUGAGAGGCUUAAGUGUUAUGAGCAGGAGCUGGAGAGGACCAAUAAAUUCAUCAAAGAUGUGAUCAAAGAUGGCAACGCACUUAUCGGCGCUAUGAGAAGUUACUCCAUUGCUGUUCAGAAAUUUUCCCAGACGCUGCAGUCAUUUCAGUUUGAUUUCAUUGGAGACACACUGACUGAUGAUGAGAUUAACAUUGCUGAGUCCUUCAAGGAAUUUGCUGAGUUGCUCAAUGAAGUAGAGAACGAGAGGAUGAUGAUGGUACACAAUGCUAAUGAUUUGCUUAUCAAACCCUUGGAAAAUUUCCGGAAGGAGCAAAUAGGCUUCACCAAGGAGCGGAAAAAGAAAUUUGAAAAAGAUGGUGAGAGGUUUUAUUCUUUGCUGGAUAGGCAUUUACAUCUGUCUUCCAAAAAGAAAGAAUCUCAGUUACAAGAGGCAGACCUUCAAGUGGACAAGGAGAGGCAUAAUUUCUUUGAGUCCUCUCUUGAUUAUGUUUAUCAAAUCCAAGAAGUUCAGGAGUCCAAGAAGUUCAAUAUUGUAGAACCUGUCUUGGCCUUUCUUCAUAGCCUCUUCAUUUCUAAUAGCUUGACUGUGGAGCUCACACAGGAUUUCCUUCCAUACAAACAGCAGCUCCAGCUUAGUUUGCAGAAUACAAGGAAUCAUUUCUCCAGUACCCGGGAAGAGAUGGAAGAACUUAAGAAACGGAUGAAAGAAGCUCCCCAGACAUGCAAACUUCCAGGACAGCCCACCAUUGAAGGCUAUCUAUAUACACAAGAAAAAUGGGCUUUGGGCAUAUCCUGGGUGAAAUACUAUUGCCAGUAUGAGAAAGAGACCAAAACACUUACCAUGACACCUAUGGAGCAGAAGCCAGGUGCUAAGCAGGGGCCCCUAGAUUUAACCCUGAAGUACUGUGUGAGAAGGAAGACGGAAUCUAUCGACAAGAGAUUCUGUUUUGAUAUAGAAACCAAUGAAAGACCAGGAACCAUCACUCUGCAGGCCCUUUCAGAAGCUAAUAGAAGGCUAUGGAUGGAAGCCAUGGAUGGGAAAGAACCUAUCUAUCACAGUCCGAUAACAAAACAAGAAGAAAUGGAGCUGAAUGAUGUAGGUUUCAAGUUUGUUAGGAAAUGCAUCAACAUUAUUGAGACCAAAGGGAUCAAGACAGAGGGCUUGUACCGCACUGUGGGCAGCAAUAUUCAGGUUCAGAAGCUGCUGAAUGCCUUUUUUGAUCCUAAAUGCCCAGGAGAUGUUGAGUUUCAUAAUAGCGACUGGGACAUUAAGACAAUUACCAGCUCUUUGAAAUUCUACCUCAGGAAUCUUUCUGAACCUGUCAUGACCUAUAAGCUUCACAAAGAGCUGGUCUCUGCUGCCAAGUCUGAUAAUCUGGAUUACCGGCUGGGAGCUAUUCACUCCUUGGUAUAUAAGCUACCAGAAAAGAACCGAGAGAUGCUGGAAAUUCUCAUAAGACACUUGGUCAAUGUGUGUGAGCACAGCAAAGAAAAUCUUAUGACUCCUUCCAACAUGGGGGUGAUCUUUGGGCCAACUCUGAUGAGAGCCCAGGAGGACACUGUAGCAGCCAUGAUGAAUAUCAAAUUCCAGAACAUCGUGGUGGAAAUUCUAAUCGAGCACUUUGGCAAGGCAAGAGACUUAAACCAUGAUAAAUAUGAAAACAGCCUCAGCAUUGUCAACAAUGCCUCCUACACCACCAACAGACCCUUGGCCAAGGUCAUCUCUGACAACUUUGGCACCAUACAGGGACUCAUGACCACAGUCCAUGCCAUUACUGCCACCCAGAAGACUGUGGGUGGCCCCUCUGGGAAACUGUGGCAUUAUGGCCAUGGUACUCUCCAGAACAUCAUCCCCACCUCAACUGGUGCAGCCAGGGCUGUGGGCAAGGUCAUCCCUGAGCUGAACAGGAAGCUCACUGGUAUGGCCUUCCAUGCCCCCACUGCCAACAUGUUGGUCGUGGAUCUCACCUGCCAUCUGGAGAAGGCUGCCAUAUAUGAUUAUAUCAAGAAGAUGGUGAAGCAGGCAUCACAGGGCCCCUUUAAGGGUAUCUUGAGCUACACUGACUGA
This is a messenger RNA of Otolemur garnettii (small-eared galago), 2144 nucleotides long. It is a transcript of the gene OPHN1, whose product is annotated as oligophrenin 1. Gene Ontology annotation, biological process: signal transduction. Bases 21 to 2144 code for a protein of 707 amino acids. Gene Ontology annotation, molecular function: oxidoreductase activity, acting on the aldehyde or oxo group of donors, NAD or NADP as acceptor; protein binding; GTPase activator activity. Gene Ontology annotation, cellular component: cytoplasm. The record is from RefSeq and is a predicted model, not a curated record. Lineage: Eukaryota; Metazoa; Chordata; Mammalia; Primates; Galagidae. The transcript is spliced from 20 exons.